This is a messenger RNA of Trichoplusia ni (cabbage looper), 4221 nucleotides long. Its product is annotated as inhibitor of Bruton tyrosine kinase. The transcript is spliced from 15 exons. Bases 423 to 4130 code for a protein of 1235 amino acids. The record is from RefSeq and is a predicted model, not a curated record. NCBI's taxonomy places the organism in Eukaryota, Metazoa, Arthropoda, Insecta, Lepidoptera, Noctuidae. Gene Ontology annotation, molecular function: protein binding.
GAGUUGUAGCUUGCUUGUCAAAUCAAAUUUGGAUUCGUCUUGCGAAUAUAGCAAAAAUCUAUUAGCAGCGCUAUUUCAAAAAUAAUUGUUUUAAGCUUAUGUAAUUCAUUGUAGCUUAUGUUAAAGUGUGAAUUUAAUUAUUAUUCUACGUGAAAAAUGUUGUGCAAUAUAUGUUCAGUGUGCAUUGAAGUUACAACAGCUGUUUUCAUGUAAAGAUUGCCUCCACUCCAAUCAUGUCCUGCUAAAGAGGAACCCGUAGCUCCCUUGGGAGCUACCGCGGAGCUGAGCUCUACAUUGUACCUGUUAUAUUAAUCAUAAUCAAGUUUCUUCACACAUAUCUGACAGAAGAGAGAUCUAGUCUAUAUAGCACAAUAGAUUAGUGACUACGUACCAGCAACUGCGGUACUAAGCGGACCAUUAAAAUGAGUAAGCACAAAGUAGAACUAGACUGCACCUCACGGUGCAGAUCGAGAAACCAUGGACAAGCUCUUACAAGUGCCAUUACAAAGAGAUCAGCCAGUGAUGAAGCAUUGGCUAGCUUCAUUAAAGGAACCUGCGCUAAUUUCAACAAGGCUUUUGAUUUUGAGGGUCGCACAGCUCUCCACAUGGCUGCAUCUCGCGGCCGGAUCAAUCUCAUGGAUUGGCUGACACGCCACUCAACUGAAGCGUUCAUUAACGCACGAGACCGCGAGUCCGGAUACACGCCCCUACAUAGAAGUGUGUUCUAUGGCCAGAUACAUGCUGCUGUUGGGCUCAUGAGAAUAGGUGUAAACACAGACAUAGUCGACAAAGACGAUUACAGGGCAUUUGAGCAUGCAAUGCUUGAUAAGCAAUACAUGUACAAGCAAGAUGGCAAGGAACCGAGCGAGGUGUACAUGUGGGGGAGCAACUCCAACUACACACUCGGUACUGGCACACAACAACAACGGAACACUCCGGAAUUGCUGACCUGCUUCAAUAGAACCAAUACUAGUGUUAAACAGGUGUCCCUGGGUAAGUUCCACAGCGUGUGGGUGUGCAGUAAGGGCGAGGCGUGGUGUUGCGGGCAGCUGGCGCGCGCCGGCGGCCCCCCCUCCACGGCGCUGCGCCCCACGCUGCUCAAGCUGCCUGAGAAAUGUACGGCUGUCGCACUUACACUCACUUCUACAGUGUUUCUAUUGGAAAGUGGGAUGGUACUACAAUACGCCCUAAACGCUACGGACAACGUGAGCCGCGCGACCAGCGAGGCCCCGCCGUACAUCAAGCUGCCUUCAGUCAAACCUGUCAUCAAACUGUCGAGCCCGCUCGGCGUGUGCGGGGCGAAGGCCCACGCCGUCGUGUGGAACACCCGCGCUGUGUACACCUGGGGCACUAAUAAUGGACAGCUGGGGCAUUCUAAUGAUGAUAAAGUUAUCAAUAUGCCUAGAAAGGUGGGUAUAUCGAUGAAUAAUAAGGAAGAAGCCGGCAUCCAGCUAGUGGACGCUUCUGACGCGGCCACCGUCAUCACCACCAGCCGCGGUGACGUGUACCUACUGCACAAGUACAUCUGCAAGAAGAUUGCCAUCAAACAAAUCAACUUGCGUCAAGUAUGCGUGGAAGCCAAAGUGAGUGACACGGGCGCGUACUCCCGCGUCACAGUACUACUACUCACCAACGUCGGGCAACUCUUUAUAUGGCAGGAUACCACCAAUAAACUUACCAGAUGCGUAUUCGGUCUCGUCCAUCAGACAAUAAUAACCAACGUAGCGCUGACUCACGACGCCCUUUACUUCGCAACUAAAUACGGAGAAGCAUUUGUCGGGACCAUAUCCCGCAAGGCCCCGCCCACCGCGCCUCCGCAGCCAAUCAGGAAGGAGAAGGAAAGAGACAACAAGUCCGCCCUCGUCAAGUUCUUAGAAAAGGACGACUGUACUUCUGUGAAGAUUACUAAGAUACCGAAUGUUUAUAGAGCUGUAUCCAUUGCUGUGGAUAGUGAGGGACUCAAUUUUGGAUGUUUGCAGAUAAAACCGACUUGCGGUCUAAAGUCCCUACCGCAGCUGUCACCGUCAAGUCUGGCCAAACAAAUGGACACUCUGCGAGAAACCGCCUCAGAAGACGACCUGCUUCACGACGUUGUUUUUAAGGUUGGCACAAAACGCUACCCCGCUCACAUGUUCAUAGUAGCCUCAAGCAGUGAACAUCUCUACAACUUAUACCAGGACAAACUUGUAAACCCUGGUGAUAAGCCAGAGAUUCUGCUAGAGAAUGUCCAUCCAGAAGCCUUCGAGAGGGUCCUGAAGUUCAUGUAUACUGGUUCCUGUGAUGUGGCGGAACUAGGACCCUGUGGGUUGAAGGUCAAGAAGGAAGAUGUGAAGAAGGAAAAGGAGGAACCGGUUGAGGAAGUCGAGUCGGAUGUCAUUGAAAAUCCAUCAGAGAUAUCAGCAUUCGAGGUGUACAGCUCCCAAGGCGACAAGCCGCGGCGUCGCGCCCGCCGCAGUGCGGACACUCCGCCGCGCGCGCACCUGCACUGCGACCCCGUGAAGCUGGUGCAGGCCACCGCCAAGCGGCUGCACGUCAUGACGCUGCACAAGCUACUUGAUAAGUUCUAUUACAAGGACGGCUCGGUCCACCUGAAGGACAGCGCGUCGCUGCCCGCCAGCGCCUGCGCGGGCUGGCAGCGCGGCAGCCUGCCCCGCCUGCGCGACACCAGCGUGCGCGCGCGCGCCGGCGCCGCGCUGCCCGCACACCGCGCGGUGCUCGCCGCCCGCCUUGACUACUUCAGUGGGAUGUUCAUGCAUGCCUGGACAGAGAGUAAAGUGAUGUCAACAGUAUCACUUCCAAUCAACUACGCCAUCUUGCAGCCUGUCAUUGACUUCCUCUAUACAGACUCGUGCCCAGAACUAGAGAACUGCGACAGUAUUGACUUUAUAUGCAACUUAAUGAUAGUCGCGGACCAGCUGUUCAUCACUCGUCUUAGAGAAAUGUGUGAGAUCGCUCUAGCGAACCUGAUCAACCUGAAAAACUGCGCGGAACUCUGCCAGUUCGCCCACACAUACAACGCCAUACAACUGAAACAGUGCUGCAUGGAGUUCAUCGCCCUAAACCUUUGUAGUGUCCUGGAAAACAGAUCUUUAGACGUCCUAGAAGAAACUUUACUUGAAGAUAUCACUAAGUAUUAUUGUAAAUUCAACCCAAUCAUGUCAUCUAGAGUCAUAACACCGUUCUACAAUGCUCCAAGCGAUGAAAUCAUUGAGGAGUUUGUUAAAUCAUGCCCAGUCAACUUGGAACUGACUGAUGAGGAUUACAAAAGAGAUGACAGUCUCGUAGAAUCAGCUAAGAAAAAGAGAGGAAAGAAAAUAGAAUAUACAGACAGCGAAAAGGAAAGAAUGAGGUAUGAAUCUGUUAGUUCAGUUACAUCAUUAGACUUAUCAAACGAAUUCUCCGGCGAUAUUACAUUAUCACUCAGAAAGUUAUCGAAGGAAACCGAGAAAGGGGCCAAAGACAAACAAGAGAAAUGGAUUGAAGUGCCAUCCUCGCAACAGAAACAGCAGAAAGUCGUCCAAGCGAGACUGAAAGCUAUAAGUGUCGCUAAAGACAUAUUGAACGAAGCUCCCGUCGAAUCUUUCAUGAAACUAACCAAGAGUAGUUCCUCAAGUGCCAUGACAAUACAAGAGAAUCUUCCCACCACUUCCAGACUAUCAGUUUCGCCUAAAGACUCCCCGCUAGCCGAAAUGGCUAGAAGCCCACAGGGCAACGUAUUUAUAAGCCAUAUAGGGCCAAAACUGUCCCAAAAACAGAGAAAAAAGAUGGCUUUACAAGGAGUUGAUACAUCUACACAGAGUAUUAAUGAUUACUUUGGCAAAUUGAAUGUUGGGAGCCCGCCGGAAAAGCCCAAGAAUCCUUGGAAGAUCUGUGAGGUGCCCGUAGCUAGCAGCAGCCUGAACUCCAAGCCCAUUGAGUUUAAUAAGAUUUUGAAUGACCAGAAGAAACAGAAAGAGGACCAUUCUAGAAUCAUGACUAAGCCACUUGUAUUGACACAACUGGAAGACAAAGCCAUUGAGCAACUGGAGAGGUUCUAUAAUGUUCAUGAAAUAGAUGAUGAGUUGAUCACAGUGAGACGCAUUGAGCUUCAGGUGUCAUCACCACAAUGGCUACACACUGCCCCUAAGUGAUAACUGUGCUAUUUUAUACACUUUACAAAUAUUCAUAUUGUUCUUAUGAUUUAAGAUUGAGAAUUAUUUUAAUAUAUGAAAUAUGACAUGA